Bemisia tabaci is the source of this 1713-nucleotide messenger RNA. Its product is annotated as cathepsin K. Lineage: Eukaryota; Metazoa; Arthropoda; Insecta; Hemiptera; Aleyrodidae. Gene Ontology annotation, molecular function: cysteine-type peptidase activity. The record is from RefSeq and is a predicted model, not a curated record. Gene Ontology annotation, biological process: proteolysis.
UUCAGUAAAUUUCCAGUGCCUUUGAGCUCAACAACCUUUACGUUGUUUUGGAAAGGAGUGAAAAUCCAGGAUAUAUUUUAUGGAUACCGCACCUUCUUCAUUCCCGCGGAUGUAUUUACUAUCAAUAGUUUUAUUGUUAAGUUUUCUGAACAAUGUCACUGGAAAGCACAACGUAUGGUCAAGUGGAGUGGCAGAUGUCUUUAAAGAAACGGUCGCACACCAGGUUGAGAAAGCUAGCACAUUGCUCCAGCAGUUCGAGCAGUACAUGAUGGAAUUCGGAAAGAGUUACAAAUCCCCGACGGAGAGAAUGCUACGCUUUGACAUAUUCAAGGAGAACCUUAAGGUAAUUGAAAGGCUCAUGGCGACACGAAGAGGCAACGUAGUUUAUGGACCUGGCCCUUUCACCGAUCUUACAAGCAAAGAAUUCAUGUCGUUGUACGUAUCGGGCUUCAGACCCGGCCUGCGGCCGAGGGUCACCCGCCGCCGCCGGUCACCAACCAACACCCCGUCCGAGAAUGGGGGCGGGGGCACCAGGAAACCCCUCGUCAAACCGAGCGACAUAAACCUCCCGAAGCUGCUCCCGCCCAGGCGCCCCGCCGAAGACAUGUUCGCCGCCCCCGAGAAAACGAAAACCCCGUUGAGACUGGCGGACAGCCCGAGGACUGAGUUGGAGACGCUGAGCAAAGGCCCGCGCCUGACACCGAAGCGCUCUGGGGCCUUGAAAGGGGCCAACGAGAAACCGGGUCCAUCGCCCCCAUCGCCGAUCACCAAGGGCCUUGACAGUCCUGCCAGGGGUGGUGCCAAGGGACCGGUGUUCCGCGAUUCUUCGCCCCCGAUAAGGGUGGAUUGGACCGCGAGGCUGAGAACGUAUCCCUUCGUCGAGAGCCAGAAUUUGGGCAACAAAGUAUGUGGAGCUUGUUGGGCUUUUGCCGUCGGAGGAGCUUUGGAUGUGGCAGUCGCACAUCAGAGGGGCAAGGUUGAGGCUAUAUUUUCAAAACAACAGCUGAUCGAUUGCGUGACGGAAAAUAAAGGUUGCGCUUACGGGAAUCUGAACUCGCCGCUGGACUAUUUGGUGGAGAAAGGGUUGACGCUGAGCAAGAACUACCCUUACAGGGCGGACGCCAAGGAGUGCAAUACGACUGCAAUAAUUGGGACCCCUACUCGUAUCGCCAGCUGGGAGCAUCUUGACCCCGAGGACAUCGAGAAAGCUUUGGUCACCAGUCCUGUCGUCACUGCCAUGCACUUUCCUCCGGAGCUGCAGCACUACAAAAGAGAAGUUGCCGAUCCAGUGGAUUGCUCGAAUGAUGAAAACAUGUUGAAUCAUGCCGCUGUCAUCGUUGGCUAUGAGCCGGAUCAUUGGAUCAUUCGGAAUAGCCACGGACUACAGUAUGGGUGGAAGGGUCACCUCCUCCUUAAAAAAAAUACAUGCGGCGUGGGUAUCUACAGUUUCGCCAUCAAACUGUAACUGCCUGUGGCAUCUUCACAAACAGGAAAGCGAAGAUAACAUCGUUUAAUAACUUGGAUCCAGUAGAAAGAGUCACUAAUUUAUAGGUAUAUCUUUGAAUAUUAGUGCACAGUGAGAAAUUGGACCACCUUUUGCAAUGUGGAACCAUUGUUUCUCAUCUUGAAAAUGAAAUAAUUAUGCGCCGUUACUCUCUCUAUACAGAUAAGUAUAUGCAUCUGCGUAAAUAAAAGUUUGGUUUCCACAUAUUA